AUGGACAGUCUUGAUCUGCCGCCCAGUACAUCCUCAACAGCCCCCAGCCAGGCCUCCCGGGGAAAGCGAAAACGGUCCUCAGCGGAGCUGGAGCGAGCUGCGGCAGAUCCGCAAGCACAGCCCCUCUCUUCUACCGACAAGCCCACUGUGGAAUGGCCGCCCUCAUUCAAGGCCUUUGCGCGAACGCACAAGGCGCUGAACCUCGUUUUCACGUUCUGCUGCACACGCAAACACCUGGCAACAACCUUUGACACAAUCAAACCGGCCGUUGAGUCUCACACCAAGAGGCAACUGACAAUCGAGGAAGUGGCAAUGGUCGUAGCCCUACGCCCAGAAGGUGUCAGAUUUGCCUACGUGGACGAGCUGACGCUGCAGCUUGACAUCCGAAGCUCAGAGAGGGACGAUAUGUUCAAAGCGUCCGGCUCCUCGAGAUCGCAAGCGCCACCUCACGAUGCGUCUGUCGGCGGAUGGUCCGGUCGCGAAACCCUCGACGAGGCCGCUCCCGCCACAACGAAGGUCUUGGUCUUUGAGUUCGUCGAUGGGGAUCUCAAGCGCCAGGUCCGAGAUAAGAAGACCGGAGAGGCCACGCGGCCCAACCGGAGACUGCGAGAAGAAGAGUUGAAGAUGCCCGUCUACAGCCAGAAACAGAUGGCAGAGUUGAUUGAACGCAGGGAGCAUAGGUUUACCAACGCUGUCAAUCUGUUUCUAAACAGCUGCACGGAACAACAAUUGGAUCCGCACCAGACUCUCCGGCGCCGAGCCGAGGCUAUGACCCCAAGGCCUUCCUUGAAAGACAACGAUGACCAGGAGCGGGCGCUGGGCGCCAUUCCCGACGACAUCCCCAGGGAACGCAAGUCCGUCCCUGAGAUCGUUCAGGAGCUCAAGGAUAGUCCCUGGUACACUGGACAAAUCGUGCCCGACGGGCAUCGGGUAUUUGAGCCGCAGGAGCCCGUCUACGGCAACCUCGGAUUCCUACUCAGCCAGAACUUGGUGAAUGCUCUAUACAAUGCCAAGGGCAUCACACAACUCUACGCACACCAAACAGAGGCACUGAAUGCCCUCCACCAGGGGCAAAACAUCGUCGUCGCAACGUCCACCAGCUCUGGCAAGUCGCUGGUAUACCAGCUUCCGGUGCUGCGCGCCCUGGAGGGGGAUUGCAACUCAAGAGCCAUGUACAUUUUUCCCACAAAGGCUUUAGCUCAGGACCAAAGGCGGAGCUUGAAGGAAAUGAUGGCAUGGAUGCCGGGAUUUGAGGACACUGUCGUCGAGACGUUUGAUGGCGACACCCCGAUGAGUGCGCGGAACUCCAUAAGAGAUGAGGCGAGAAUUCUCUUCACCAACCCCGACAUGCUUCACGUCACCAUCCUCCCCCAGGAGGAGAGAUGGAGGACUUUCCUCAAGAAUCUGAAGCAUGUGGGCAAAUUAGUCGAUGAACUUCAUUACUAUAACGGGCAGAUGGGCUCUCAUGUUUCCUUCAUCAUGCGGAGACUGAGGCGAGUGUGUGCUGCCGUCGGCAACCGACGACUCACGUUUAUAUCCUGCUCUGCCACCGUCGCGAAUCCCAAGGAGCACUUCGAAACAGUGUUUGGCGUCGAAAAUGUGCGUCUCAUCGACUAUGACGGUUCCCCAUCGGGGCGCAAGGAAUUCCUGUGUUGGAAUACUCCGUUCAAGGACCCCGGCGACCCCACCAGCGGUCGUGGUAGCGCCAAGCUUGAGUGCGCACGUUUGUUCUGCGCCCUAAUGUUGAGAGGCGUCCGCAUCAUAGCCUUCUGCCGCGUUCGCGCCCAGUGCGAGGCGUUGGUCAGUGCCGUCAAACAGGAGCUGCAAUCACUUGGCCGCCCAGAGUGCGCUAACCUGGUCAUGGGGUAUCGCGGGGGCUAUACGGCUCCUGACCGUCGGAGGAUCGAAGCCGAAAUGUUUGAAGGAAAGCUCCUGGGCAUCGUUGCAACGACAGCCCUGGAGUUGGGCAUCGACAUUGGCACCCUCGACUGCGUCAUGACUUGGGGGUUUCCCUACACGAUUGCCAAUCUGCGCCAGCAAAGCGGCCGGGCGGGACGGCGCAACAAGGAUUCUCUCUCGAUCCUUGUCGGUGACUGUUUCCCGACCGACCAACACUUCAUGCAGAACCCGGACGAGCUGUUCACACGGCCCAAUGCGGAGCUCCGGGUCGACCUUGAAAACAUGCUGGUCCGAGAAGGCCACAUCCAGUGCGCAGCGCACGAGAUGCCCAUCAGGCCGGAGCAAGAUGCCCAGUACUUUGGCCAGGACCUAGCCGAGAUAUGCGGGGAGAGACUGGUGAGGGGCGAAACGGGGUUUUAUCAUUGCCAUGAUCGGUUUCGCCCCAGGCCAUCACGAUAUGUGGCCAUCCGAGACACGGAAGACGAGCACUUUGCCAUUGUCGACAUCACAAACGGAAGAAACGUGGUCCUGGAGGAGUUGGAGGCUUCCAGGGCGACUUUUACAAUCUACGAUGGUGCCAUAUUCCUUCAUCAAGGAAACACGUACCUCGUCCGAGACUUUCUGCCAGAUAGACUGCUGGCCAAGGUGGAGAAGGUUGCGGUGGACUGGACCACGACGCAGCGGGAUUUUACCGACAUUGAUCCAACGGAAACGGAAGCGAUCCGCACUCUACCGUCGUCUCUGUCACAGGCAUACCACGGCACCAUCAGGAUCCAGCAGAAUGUGUUUGGAUACUUCAAGGUGGACAAGAAGGGCCGGGUUUUGGACGCCGUUCAAGUGGACAACCCGCCCGUGAUCCGAUAUAGCAAGGGCAUGUGGCUGGACGUGCCGAAGCGAGCGCUCGACAUCCUCCAGGAGCGGCAGCUGAACUCUGCAGCGGCCAUCCACGCGGCCGAGCACGCAGUCAUGAGCUUGCUGCCGACGUUUGUCAUCAGCAUGCCCGAAGACGUGCGGACCGAGUGCAAGGUGGCGCUCAAGGAGUUUGCCCAAAAGGAGACGCAGAGGAAGCGGCCGGCGAGGUUGACGUUUUACGAUGCAAAGGGGGGGGCCAAUGGGUCCGGGAUCAGCACAAAGGCCUUUGACCACAUCGACAGCCUGCUCAGAGUGGCGCUGCAGCGGAUGUGCAAACAGUCCAACGAGGUGAUGAGUAAGGCCGGCAGUCGGGUGGUGCUGCGAAGCCUCUUGAACCUGGACAUCAAGGCCGGGGAAUUGCCCAUGGGCCCCGAGGACCACAGCCCCGCGGGAAUCGAGACGGUUGUGCCAGCGCAGACAGUGCCGGUUGUGAGAAGGCAGGCGGUGCUGCGGAAUGGCGAGGCCGAGACCAACAAGACGAAAGACGGGAAGGGAGGAUGGUGA
This is a messenger RNA of Hirsutella rhossiliensis, 3315 nucleotides long. RefSeq names its product DEAD/DEAH box helicase domain-containing protein. Gene Ontology annotation, molecular function: ATP binding; nucleic acid binding. The coding region runs from base 1 to 3315 and encodes 1104 amino acids. The record is from RefSeq and is a predicted model, not a curated record. The transcript is spliced from 4 exons. NCBI's taxonomy places the organism in Eukaryota, Fungi, Ascomycota, Sordariomycetes, Hypocreales, Ophiocordycipitaceae.